Molecule: messenger RNA, 5420 nt
Organism: Pocillopora meandrina
Lineage: Eukaryota; Metazoa; Cnidaria; Anthozoa; Scleractinia; Pocilloporidae
Source: the annotation of a GenBank genome assembly
AACGCCUGGAAGGAUAUGUACGGGAAACACGAGAAACUCAUUAUCUGACGUGAGUUUGCGCUUUCUAUCUGAAAGACAGUGCUCACUGGGUGUUGGAAGGGAAAUUCUUGGCAACGGAUGCCUUGUUUGAUGAUAACUGCUUAUUUGAUGUCCAAUGUUUUCCAUUUCUACGAUUUCGACUUCAUUGCGGUAGCGAAACAAAGACAAUUUACUACGGAGGUUCAUUGAAAGCCGGUAUUGUGUUCAUGUUAAGUUCUAAUGAGACAUUAAUACCCCUGUUUUCUUUGUGAGGAUUCGCGGGAUUUCUCGGUUUGUUUAAAUGUCAAAAACAACUUGGAAGUAUGUCUUUCUUUUGGUAUCGCUAUGGCUGCUUAUCCUUGGCUACAUGGGUUAUCAGCUUUUGUCCGUUGUCGACGAUGCAAACCGAAGCGCUGUCGCACUUCUGCAAAAGGAAAGACAAAUCGAACUGCUACAGACUCAGAAUGGGGGACUAAAAAAGAAGUUAGUGGAAUUUCAAGCAGACAAGAAUAAACUCGAAAUGGAAGUAGCCGAACUUAGACAGAAGAAUUCAGAUCUUCAACGCAAACUAACAGCUCAGAAAUCCUCGAUUGUUACUCCUAUGAAACCGCAUGAGCUCAAAGAUAAGCGUGAUCAAGAUUCGGAAGUAGCGAUCACUUCAUCGGUAAAAUUUACGCCGCCUAGUCUGGAAUUUUUAACGAUAAGACGGAGGGCAGAGAAGGAAUUGAAAGAAAUGUGGUAUUUUAUAAGUGCUGAGGUGAGCAGAAUUAAGAUGUCUGCCAGCGAAAGCGUGAAAUCGAAGUUGACAAAGAUGAUGUGGACUGUUGAAGACAUGCAUCAUGUUUUGUCUUUAAACUUUGAAAACUUAAAAUCUAUGGAUGGACAAAGAGAAUGGGUUGAAAAGGAACAUAAAGAACUUAGCGAUCUUGUCCAAAGAAGACUGUAUCAUUUGCAGAAUCCAACCGAUUGCGAUUCGACGAAGAAGCUGAUGUGUCAGCUUAACAAAGGAUGUGGUUACGGUUGCCAAGUUCACCAUCUAAUGUACUGUUUCAUUGUUGCUUAUGGCCUUCAAAGGACUCUUAUAAUCGAUUCUAGUGGUUGGAGGUAUUCACCAAAAGGCUGGAAUGGAAUUUUUAAACCCGUUAGUGAAACCUGUACAAAUCAUCAGGGGAAUAUAGCGGCAUGGAGCGAAUCCGCGUCGAAAAGUGAACAAAAUAUUUUAAUGCCAAUUGUCGAUAGUUUAUACCCCAGGCCUCCCUACAUGCCGUUGGCUGUGCCUAAAGAUUUGGCCAACAGAAUACAGAAAAUUCACAGCCAUCCGUUCGUGUGGUGGAUAGGACAAUUUGCUAAAUAUUUAUUUCGCUAUUCACCUGCUGUGCAAGAAGAGAUCGACCAAAAAAGAACUUUGCUUGGCUUCAAGAAACCAAUUGUCGGGUAAGAUUUAUUUAGCCUGUGUUGACUUAGAGACAAAAGCAACCGGAUGGUAUUUGAAUAGCUGUUAGGUAAAAUAGUCUUGUAAAUUGUUUCCUGUAAAUGAUUAUUCAACCAUCAAUAUUAAGUCAUUAUAUAUUUAUCAUUUCCUAUUUCUUUUAGCCCAAUUAAAAAUUCAAAUCAUCCUGAAAGCCCCAGCACUCAAACUCCAAAGAUUUUAUCAGUGAUUCUCCAUUCUAGUAGCAACAGAAAGCCAUGUUAAUUAGUUAAGAGAUUUUGUUGACAUUUUUGCUAAAUCUUGUCACCUCUUUGAUAAAUAAUCUAUUGAUACUGUAAGAAAUUAUAAGUAAUUACCUGUAUUUCUCUCUUGUUGUAAUGUCAUCGUUUAAAUUUCUAUUUGUUUGUUUGUUUUUAAUUUUCAACAAGCUUUCCUUCUUCCCAGAUCUGUUACAAUAUUCUAAGAUAAAAACAAACAAAAGAAAAAAUGAAUGAUAAUCACAACUUCUACAUCUUACAAACUUGUGAUCUCAUACUGACCAGUAGAUGUUUUAUGCUUGAGAUACAACUAGAUAUUUUGCAAAUAUGUAUCAUUGUAAAUUUAAAACCUUUCUAGCAACCCUAACUGGUCAAGAGGGGUGCUAUCUGCUGCUCAAAGUAGGAAGCUUUGAGUGGGGAUUUUUUAAAAAAAAUUUAUCUCUUUUCUUUUUUUCAGGGUUCAAGUUCGUAGAACUGAUAAAAUUAACACAGAAGCAGCUUUUCACUCCAUCGAAGAAUACAUGUAUUGGGUAGACUUGUUCUAUAACAAGCUAGAAAAAGUUCAACCUGUGAAACAAAGACGUGUCUACCUUGCAACAGAUGAUGCUAAUUUAUUGCCUGAAGCAAAAGAAAAGUAAGUCAGAAUUUCACGGUUUUUACUUACAUGUCACCUUAGUUUCUUAGAAUAAUGAACUCGGAACAACUGGUUAAUGUGUGAACCUUUUUGGGUGCAUUUUUGUACAGCUUGUGCUCUGACAGUUUUCAGAUAAGUAAAUAUUGUGUUGGCUCUUCAAAAAAUUUUGAGAAAUUAUGUUUGGAUUUUUUAAAUGUAUUUUAUAUCAUUAUAUAUGUAAACAGUGGAUAACAUUGAAAGCAUUCAAAUUGGAUACUCAAACACAGAAUAUCCUUUGCUAUUCUGAGCAAUGCACAUGGGAUUUGUACCUGAAAAAUAUUGCAAUUCUUACAGGAAUUAAUUAGUUAAAAUCCUUUCUUCUACUUUGUUAUUUCACCGUUUUGGUUUAUACUCAAAGAACUAUCCACUUCGGCACGGUAAAUAUCCACCACUAGUCACCCCCACUUUGGUGAAUAGUUGUUAACCCUUUAACUCCCAGAUCUAAUUUGUAAUUCUCCUCACCAUCAACCUUACAAUUCUUACAAUGUUAGUUCAGAGAAUUUAGUAUUGGAUCAACUAAUUAUCCCCAAAUUGAUAUUUUUCUUUAUUCUCAUCACUUGUCUGGUUGAUAUUGUAUUGAUAUUGUUAGGAGAAAUUCUGUCUUGGUCACUCAUGGGUGUUAAAGGGUUAAGUACACUAUUUUUCUUGCAUCUAAUGAAUGUCUUUGGAGAAGAAAUAGAAUAAAGAUUAUGUUACUCUAUGUCUUCUUGGCUCUGAGCAAAAUACACUCAUGAUUUAUACUUCCAUGCUUUGGCAAUCAUGUUGCAUUUUAGAAAAAUUAGUUGAUAUAGAGACGAAUAGCCUUUUUUUUUAAUUUGAUGCCUCCUUUUCAGGUACAAGAACUACGAAUUUGUUAGUGAUCAGGAAAUUUCCAAAUCUGCUGGCCUUGGAUCACGUUACUCCGACUCUUCUCUACAUGGAGUUCUGUUUGAUAUUCAGAUGUUAUCAGAGUGUGAUUUCUUGGUUUGCACCUUUUCUUCACAGGUAAAGUACGACAGUUAUUGACUUUUUUUGCUUUUUGCCUUAAGGCAAAAGGUACGUCCUUGAGGCAGGAGCACAGCCCUGUUAAGGGAAAAUGGUAUAUCAGUUAAAGGAGACUAAAUGAAUUAAGUCCCAAAAACAGAGCAUAUUUUGCAGUUGAAAAAAAAUACCAGAUGAGAAGGUAUAAAACCAGACUCAACCAGGAUUAAUAAAGAUUGAGGAAGAUAAACCUGAUAGCAAAUGAGGCACUAAAGAAUGGAGUAAGUCUGGAAUAAAUCCUUAACCUGCUGUGAGUGUAGCUGCUUUGAAAUUUAGUUUGUUAACCCUUUACACCCUAAGAUCAGUAUGCAUAUUCUCCAUACUGUUCUCUAUACAUUUCCUAAGAUACUGACAAGGAGAAAAUGUUUAACAAUCAAGAGCUUCUUUAGAUGGUGAUCAUUUCCCUUAUUCUCAUGACCUUAAUGUGUGAUUCAGGGGUGAUAUUGUGAAGAGAAAUUAGAUGCUAGUCACUCUCAGGGGUUAAAGGGGAGAGGGCAAAGGCUGAAAACUUCUUUUCUUAUUUUUAUUUUUCUACCAGGUUUGCCGUGUGGCCUAUGAACUGAUGCAAUCAUCUCAACCUGAUGCUGCUAAAAAAUUCCAAUCCUUGGAUGACAUUUACUACUUUGGCGGUCAAUCUGGUCAUGAUGUGAAAGCCAUCUAUCCCCAUCGUGCGCAAGAUUCUACACAGAUAGACUUAGCUGUGGGAGAUCGUGUUGGAAUUGCUGGCAAUCAUUGGGAUGGAUAUUCCAAGGGUGUCAAUCAUAAGACUCGUCAAGAUGGUCUUUUCCCAUCCUACAAAGUCGAAGAUGUCAUGGAAAUUUUUGAUUUCCCAACUUAUGACGGAGUAUAGCUGAUUCCCUAUCUUCAUAUGAAACACUUUAUAAAAUGAAUCAAUAAUCUGGUGGAAAUUAUGAUUUUUAGUUUUUUAACGUCAAGUCAUAAAUUAAUAUAUGGAUUAAACAUAGAAGUCAUGUAGAGAAAGAAAUGAAUUAUGUACCUAUAGCUAGGCUAAUACAAUCACAGUUAACAAUUGAAACCACCCUGCUUAAUUUUUUCAUUUUCAAACGUUAACCUUACAAUCCUGAAUUCCAAGAAGAUGAUAAAAUAUCUGGACCAUUAAAAUACAUUUAUCAUGAUAACAUUGUGAUUACCUGAUCAGUCUUUCAUUGAAAUAAUCCAAUUUCCUAUGUAUAGAUAUGUAACAAAACUAGUCAAUUGAUGUCAUUCAAAUCUGUAACAAAAGCUAGUUUCAUAUUUUAGUGGCAAAUGUUAAUGACUUGAAUCUAUCCAUAGAUGUGCAGAAAAGGAAGUUUCUCUAUAGGCAACAUUGAAAUAACGCAUUGAAAAUAUUAUACAGCAAUUAAUCCUUUUUACUCCAGCAUUAGUGCUGACCUUCUCUGUUCUCCUCUCUAUAAACUUCCCUUGGUUUUGAAAAGGAGAAUUCACUAAAAAAUUAAAGCUUCUUAGGUUGGGGAUCAUUUCCUUUAUUCUCAUGAUAUAAAUGAAUUAUUCAAUGGUAUUACUCUAGGGAGAAAUUUAAGGAUGGUCAUUCUUACAAGUUAGAGGGUCAGUGGUUUGUGCAUCAGCUGUGCCUCAAUCAAGAUAUGAAAUACUCACAGAGUUUGAUGCAUGCUGAUGCAUGAAUCAAUUAUGUAGUUAAAUGUACUUUCCAUUGUUCAGUCAUUUUUACAAGAAACAAACUAGCAAUUGUUUGUUUGUGUUUCUUUUCAGCCAUAGUUGAGUCAUAUGACACUUCCCCAACCUUGCAGGCUGAUUGGCCUUCAAUUGAAUGCAACUCUAAUUGUAAAAUGCAUCUCUUCCUCUUUCAUCUACUUCAUCUUUCUCCUCCCACCUGCCUUCCUACCAGUUUUGCUUGGCCUAUUUUCACGAAAAAUUAAUGGUUCAGAGUGUCAGUAAUGUUGAAAAUGAGUAUGUUAGGCCAUGGUGCAUUUUAAAGCUAAGUUCGGGAUAUGGAGGUGUAGCUUACUGGCCUCAAAGGGGGCUAUUAAAUUUGGAAAUAUCA